AUGGAUCAAUCAGGACCCGAAAACCUCAUCCAGGUGAAGAAAGAAUCAGGAGGAAUCGCCAUCAUCACAAUCAACCGUCCGAAAUCUCUCAAUUCUCUCACGAGAGCGAUGAUGGUAGAUCUCGCGGCGGCGUUCAAAGAUAUGGACUCCGACGAAUCAAUCCAGGUCGUGAUAUUCACCGGAUCCGGUAGAUCUUUCUGCUCCGGCGUUGAUUUAACUGCUGCGGAAUCUGUUUUCAAAGGAGACGUUAAGGAUCCAGAAACCGAUCCUGUAAUCCAAAUGGAACGGUUAAGAAAACCGAUCAUCGGAGUAAUCAACGGUUUCGCCAUCACCGCCGGAUUCGAACUCGCCUUAGCCUGCGAUGUACUCGUCGCUUCCAAAAGAGCUAAGUUCAUUGAUACACACGCCAGGUUUGGGAUAUUUCCUUCAUGGGGUUUGUCUCAGAAGUUGUCAAGGAUCAUUGGAGCAAACAAAGCUCGUGAGGUUUCUUUAACCUCGACGCCAUUAACAGCUAACGUAGCUGAGAAGUUAGGGUUUGUGAACCAUGUUGUUGAAGAUGAAGGAGAAGCUAUGAAGAAAGCUAGAGGAAUCGCAGAAGCUAUAAUAAAAAAUGAACAAGGAAUGGUUUUGAGGAUUAAAUCUGUUAUCAAUGAUGGAUUAAAGCUUGAUCUUGGUCAUGCUCUUAAACUCGAAAAGGAACGAGCUCACGCGUAUUACAGUGGAAUGACAAAGGAACAGUUUAAGAAGAUGCAAGAGUUCAUAGCUGGACGUGGAUCCAAGAAACCUUCUUCAAAGUUGUAG
Molecule: messenger RNA, 801 nt
Organism: Arabis nemorensis
Lineage: Eukaryota; Viridiplantae; Streptophyta; Magnoliopsida; Brassicales; Brassicaceae
Source: the annotation of a GenBank genome assembly